Sabethes cyaneus is the source of this 9166-nucleotide messenger RNA. RefSeq names its product protein outspread (gene osp). Bases 1680 to 8441 code for a protein of 2253 amino acids. Lineage: Eukaryota; Metazoa; Arthropoda; Insecta; Diptera; Culicidae. The transcript is spliced from 15 exons. Gene Ontology annotation, biological process: actin filament organization. Gene Ontology annotation, cellular component: actin cytoskeleton. The record is from RefSeq and is a predicted model, not a curated record. Gene Ontology annotation, molecular function: actin filament binding.
GCACGCGUUUAGAUGAAUCAAGAGGAAACAUUUUUCAGUUAUUAUUGUAAUAUCGCUAAUUAGUUGAUACAAAUGGAUGAUUGAAUAUCGAACGACACUUUCUAGUUGAAGGUAGCGAUGCAGAUAGUGCACCAUUCGAGAGUGCAGCGCCUAGAUUGAGGCCUUAACGAAGCAAGUGAAUGAGCGAUUGAAUAAAAUACGAAAAUUCUGAUGUCGGAUUAAGGUUGAAUCAUACACAUCUUGAAAAUGUUUGUCGGCCACAUUGCAGAGAAUGGAAUGGAUGGAGGCCGUUCAAGCGGCGGUUCUGGUGACUCUUUUUCGCUGAAUCGCAACCGUUGUUGCGGCUGCUGGUGAAUUUUGGUGGUGUGGAAACGUCAGAAAAAAUUAACAUAUUUACACGCAAGCAGUUUUGUGUCAGCGCACGGUGCGCAACAGGUUCAAGUCACCUUUAGCGCGAGGGUGCUUGUGUGAUUUUUUUGUUGUUGUGUGUUUUCGGUUAGGCUGCUACGGUACUGACGGUGUGGUGGCUGCGUACAUGCAAUCAAGCGGGUUCAACCUCGGCUGAUGAUGACUACCGGUGACGAUGAGGUUAUAGGACAUUACGGGGUGCUGUGGAGUGUGUGAUUUUGAGCUGGAUAUAUUCAUGAAAGUAGAAGGAAGGUGAAAAACGAGAUAAUAUCGUCGGAGUUCAUUUGCACUGCAGAGCGAGGUGCGCGAGCGAUUUCUAAUGAAUUAAUGAUGUGGCUAAGGCUGUCCCAUAGCGGAUCGAGUUUUGUACAGUUUUGACAGCUAAUAUUUAUUAGAAAGCUGUCAAGUGGUGUGUCUGGCUGCCUUGGUUAUCCAUGUUUUGCGUAGCGGUGGGCGAAAUCAGCAGAAAAAAAAAAUAAAUAUUUGUGUUUCCAAAGUGGCCGAGGCUCGCUAGCGCCAGCUGCAAGUUGUGGAACGCGGGAUGGAUGGAUGAUAGAGUUCGAUAGAGGCCGCUUGCAGCAACUAGUUGUGAAUCGUAGUGAAAUUUGAAUCGGCUGUUAAAGCAUAAUAUAUUAAAAUUUUAAAGUAAAUAAAUAUCAAAUAAACAGUUGAGAAUACAAAAAUUGUGUACGUGAAUCGCAGUUUGAUACAGGUGUUUGAGGUGUUACAUUAAUUAGAUUUCAUUUUAUCGAUCGAUUUCCAAGCAAAUACGUUGAAAACAAAUCGAAAAGUGGUGAAAAGAGCGAAUGGAAGAACAGUGUAAAACAGCAGGAAAAGGAAACAAGGCUUGAAUUAAUUUUACUUGUUUAUCGAAUUUGUUUUGUUAUUCUUUCCGGCCUCGGCUUAAAUGCUACGUUUCGUGUCUGAGUACGACUUCAAUUUUCUACGCUGCAAGCAAGUGCAAGUUGUAGAGAGGAUGAUUGAAAAUAUGUGUUCCCGUUCAAUUGGAGUCGAUUUUUCGGAGACGGCGAUUUCAUCUCUGCUCAGUUUCGGCUAAGUUAAGUUUAACUCUACUCUUGGUUAUUGUGUUGCUGAGUUUGUUUUGAUUCUGCUGAAAGUCUAGUAGAGUGCUGUAUCGACAGGCCGUUCGUCGAGGUGGAAUAAAAGCAGAAGAAAUAUUUUCGUAUAUCUGGUGUCUUAAACCGUGUACAUCUCGGUUCGGUUUUUUUGUGAAGUUUCCUUUGGCUGUCAGCGAAGAAAAAUUUAAAACGAUGGGCAGCCGAAGCAUGGAGUGUCGUAAAUUUUCACCAAACAUCUUUAACAAGAGCAAAUGCACGCACUGUUUUCGCCAGCGCGAGGAGCACAGUGCGGCCGCACUGGAAUGCAAUCGGGCAACGAGGAAAGUUUCGAAGCGAGGAUAUUUAUUUGUGGCACCGGACUGGGAUUUCAGCAAUCCUCUCUACAGAACAAAGCGAUGGCAGCGAAGGUGGUUCGUACUGUACGACGACGGGGAGCUCACAUACUCGGUGGAUGAGCACCCCGAAACAAUUCCACAAGCCAUAAUCGACAUGACCAAGGUGCUAGAAGUAACCACCGCUGAAGAUGUCACCAGUCAUCCAAAUUCUAUUGCCAUUACCGCACCGGAGCGGGUUACGUUCGUCAAGGGCACCUGUCCAGAGGAGAGCAAAUGGUGGUUCAAUGUGUUGUCCGCGUUCCCGAAGUCUAAGGGCCGUCACAAAAGAAAUGCUACAUUUCCUGGGGGACAGGCGACUACUAUUUUGCAGUCACAACCUCCAUCAACCGGACGGAACCGACAUAAUUCGUACCACAAAGAUUUGCUACCUUCCUCACCCGUCGGUAAUUUGGUGGAUGCACUGACGGCACCCUGCUCGUGGAGUUCCGCAGCAACAAUUGCCUCUGACGAGAACAAUUUGAGUGCAAAUAAUGAGAAUAGCAGCAUUACAACCACUUGCAGUACCAACAACAACAGCAAUGGUAGCUGCAUCAACAAUGCCAAAGUGUACAGUGACCAACCCGUUUCAUCCAAAUCGCCUCCCACCAGAGAUAAAUUGCAUCCCGAGGGCAAGAUUCAAGCACGUAUCAGGAAUCGUAAUCGAGCUUCACUGGAUGCAACUGAUGCAGCUUCUAAAUGCUACCUGUUGGACGAUGUACGCCGAGACGAAAAACUGAAAGACAUUGCCAACACCAUCACGAACGUCAAUCGGUGGAGCUCGCCGUGUAUUACGGAUACCCUUUCACUGACGGCCACCCAAGAUGAUAAACCCACCCGAGAUGAGAAUACGAUGCCGCCGUUCAAUCCGAAAACUACCGGACAAAUGCGGCCACAGUCCUUGUCAAUAUCGUCAACCGCACCGGCCAUUGUUUCUGCCAUUGUAAAGAAGAUUCCCACCGGGAUAUCUAAAUUAGACCUGUCGAGAACCACCAACCACACAACAACCUCUAGUCCGAAGUUGAGACCUAGUCAAAACAACGAACGAGGCGAUCCUGAUGGGGACUGCGGCCUUGAUGAUGCUCCCGCUAGUUAUCUGGCAAACAGUUCGGAACUUCGCGUUAGCUUGCAAUCGGAAGACAUGCUCAACACCAAGAAGGGCUGGCUAAUGAAACAGGACUCUCGGACGGGUGAGUGGAGCAAGCACUGGUUCACGCUUCGUGGAGCAGCACUGUUCUAUUACCGUGAUCCUGUGGCUGAGGAAAAAGGAGUUUUAGAUGGUGUGCUAGACGUCAAUAGCAUUACAAACAUCAGUGAAGUACCAGUGAACAAGAAUUUUGGCUUUCAGUUGACGACAUGGGACAAUCGAAGAAUUGUGUUAUCAACCGUGACCAUAAGCAUAAGAAAUAAUUGGAUUAAUGUGCUCAAGAAUGCGGCAGGAUUACCCCAAACCAAAGUUACACUAAACAAUAGUACUUUAGGAUUGAACAAUCAGAACGAUGAAAACUUCGAAACGUUAGCGGAUAAGCCUGCCCUGGAAAUUCAGAUAAUAGACAGUGGACAAAUGCAGGAUAAUGUUAACAGCCUAGUCGGAAGCAACCGCGUCGGUAUAGAGACUAAUCGUGGCGAGGAUGUCGUGGAUUGUAAAGCUACCCAAAAAAGGCAAGAUGUUAUAAUACACUUAACAAAAUCGAACAGUACCAGUGAAGCUUUAAACAGCAGCCUAAUUCAGUCAACUAAUUCGACUACGGUAGCCACCACUCCAGUAACCCCGAAAUCGGCGCUUUUCUCGUCAGACGAAGAGUAUCGCACUGCGUCUGAAGGAGGUCGAAGAGAUAGCGUCGGUGAUUGGGGUUCGCCAUUGUCUCCUUCUCCACCAGUGCCACUUUCAGCGAUAGCUAGAACCAAAGAUAGAUUAAGAACAUCUCACAAUCGGCUACACAAGCGAAGUCGUUCAUCCCCACCCAGCUCUCGUCGCAGCACGAUCGACAGUGUUCAGUCGGAAGAUCUACUGCUCAUAAACUCUGUUCAAGAGGAGGUUUGUGUCGACAAAGAAAUUCAGUUGCGAUUACAGGCAGCCGAAAAAGAACUAUCAAUUCUUCGUGAAGAAACGCAUGAACGUGAGGCACGUAUGUCCGAAUUGCUUACAUCAUUGGAACGAACCGAACAAGAACUUAGUAAAAAAAGAGAAAGUGAGGAGACUCGAGAAAAACUUCUGGUGCAGAUGGACGAAAGUCGAAACAGUGCUCAAGAAAUUAUUGAUAGGAUAACUGUGGAACUGGAGAAAAGUCGUGAAACUAUAAAAGAUCUAGAAGAUCGAUUGUCGCGAGGAAUCGAAGAGAACGAAUCGCUGUACAAGAAAAUGCGCGAUUUUGGAAUAUCUAGUCCUGCAUCCAGCCUCUGCAGCCUGAACACGAAAAUAGGGAGGAUGAAACGAAUGGAUUCUUUCAGUGAUUUAACUAGUUUGAACGAGGUGGAUCCAAACAACCUGGACAAAGAUAUGCUAACUGAUGAAUACCAUGAGUUGCGCGCACGAUUCGAGAAAGCAGUUAGUGAACUUAAAGCAAUGAAGCGUGAGCUAAAAGAAUCGCAUAAGAUGUUUGACGAUUUAGAAAUAUCCUACGUGACACUGAGAAAAGAGAUCGAGCGGCAGCAGAAAGAUCACGAAUUGCAAUCACGCAUGAUGGCUGACAGGAUUCAAGAUAUGACUAAUAAAUAUACCAACGCAGAGAAGCAAGUGCGAUUGCUGAAACAAAAAUUAGUGCGAAAUGAAAAGCGAAGAUCUUUGUCAUUGAAGGGCAAAGAAUCGCUUUCAAUUCAAAAGGAAUUGGAAGAAAAGGUAACCGAAUUGGAAAACAAAAUCGAUGCUUUGGAGCAAGGAGUAAUUAUGGUCGAUGCAGCAUCAUCACCUCUUGAAUCCUUGGAAAUGAAAAAAGUGAAACGUGCCACGACACGACUUCGAAGGAAGAGCCUAGAUAGUGCGACGUCGUCAUCACAACCAAUGCAAGUACUUUUACGACUUAAUACUCUGGAAAAACGAGUCGAUACCGUUAAAGCGACUGCUGGUGAAAUUUUAAAUGUGCCAGAAUCGCACGAAAUCAUGAGUAGUAGUGAAACUCUUCCUGCCAGCAGUGCCAGUAGCAGUUCCCAUCACAGCCCCAAUCCACCUAGCACUAGCCAUCCGAAAGUCUCUGAGCACCUUAUGGAUCGCUUGAAAAGUCUGGAGGGCGUAGUAAUUGCGGUUCGAGAACUUGUUAAUCAAAGUAUGCAUCAGUUCCAAAAUCUGAAAUCAUCAAGAUCACGCAGGUCGGUUUCUCCCAUAGCCGAUAAGAAAGAUUCGUUUAAAUUUGUCGAACGUUGUUUGUCGGAGGUGGCCAAGUUACUUCGUGACAGCUGUGAUAAUUGUGUAAUCCACGAUUUUGCUUUGAAUAACAACAUUGUGCUGCUGCCAGAAUCGAACCCAAUUAAACUGGCACUCACCCAGAUGGAAAGUCAGCUAAAGAACAAGCUUAGUGAUCUACUGAAACAGCGCAGGAUGCUUCGUGAAACAAAUGGCUUAAGUCAAAAGAAAGAUAUGGAAUUGCUGGCCGAACGAAUAGCAUUCGAGAGUGUAUGUUUCGGACGGCUAAGGAAUGCGUUGGAACGUGCGGAUAAUAUGAAAGAAUACGAAGAAAAAUUAACCAAAGUAGAAGUCUCAGAAACAAUCCAGCUAAUGGCAAUGCUAAAGGCAAAGCUUGCAGGCAAAUGUGCUAUCAAACCAAACAGCAGUAUUGACGUGCUUGCAAGUGUUCUAGCCAGAAAACUGAUGCUCUCGGCGGGCAGAACCAGUAGCAUUAGACAGUUUAAUUUCCCACCACUAAACAGUAGUCUACUGGAAGACCUUUUGCGACAGCAAAACGAGGUACAUAUGGUAGCUAAACGGUACAAAACUACAGUCAUGGAGAACUUGGCAUAUGGCUUAGCUGCUGAAACACUUAGUUACAUUUCAUCGUCAAAUGAAACAAUUCAAGGUGCUGUCCAGGAAGCUUGGCGACAAGCACAAGAAGCGGUUAAUGCCGAACUAGUCCAGUCUGAAAUUGCUCACAUCAUGAUGCGAAACGCUCAGCGAUACGAGAACGCAAUUACGCCUGCUUUCGGCUAUGCGCUCUCGACAAAUGAGCGUAUAAACUUCGAAAACUUCGCCGAUGCCGUUCAAGAUGUGCUUCGUGGAGAAAUGGAGCUUGCCGUCACCCAGCUAACUGAGUGUUACGAGGAAAGCCUGGCUAAAAUGAAACGAGGCCAAUGGCGAUUACAUCUCGAGCAAGAGCGAAAACCAAGUGAAGGUCGACAGUUACUUGCGGAAUUUGCAGAUAUUAUUGCUCACAAAGCUCUGAUCGAUGCUCGUGUUCAGGUUCUCAAAGGCGAUUACAUCCCGGCUAAAAUAAAACUUAUCAGUGAAGACUCGAACAGCUUUAGUGUUGUGGCGCUUAAAAAGUACGAAAACUUGUACACCGAUCUCACUUUCGACCUGGAAAUUGCCAAUUCAGAUGAUAUUCUCGCAGAGGCAGACUUCAACUUUAUGUAUAAAUACUUCGCGAAUGAACAUUUAACCAACAAAGCAGACAUCAAAGAAAUAUCGGCAGCACUCAAUGAACUAGAACAGCUGGUUGUCUCACUGCAGAAUACCAUGGUUCCUGAAAAUGUUCUCAUUGCUAGCUCAAUCGAUGCUGACAGCCUGCGAAGUAUUCAUACACGUUGUUUGGAUAUUCAAAAACGCUUGAAUUCUUUAAUCGCAGCCGCGAGAGAUUUGCAAUCUCAGUGCAAUGAAUGCGAGCGAUUGCAGGAAACACUGAUCGAAAUCUCUGAUCGUCACGAAUCCGACAUAGCUGGCUUGAAGCAGCAAAAUGAAGCGAAGGUUAAUCAGCUGAACAGAAAAAUUGAUGAGCAAAAACAGCUUAUCACGAGCAUUGAAAAUGAAAAGAGCGAAAUACAAGAAAGGUUGAACAACGAGAAAAAUGUGCUGAAAUUGCGUGAAAAAGAGUUCGUCGAGUUGAACGCCAAAAUAAGCAAUUAUGAGUCAUUGUGCCAUGAAAAAAAUAAAGAAAUUGAAGAACUUCUGGAAAACUACGACGAAGAACGUAAAAAAUCCAAGUUGCUUCGAGAAAAGUAUGAGGAACUUUCCACCAAUUACCAACGAAAUGUGGAAGAGUACGCCGAGCUGGAGAAGGAACGUGACGUUGUUUUUGAGCAACUGCAGAAGGAGAAAGAUCGCGUUAAAAAACUUGAGAGGCAUCUCGAAAUGUUGGAAGCAGAGCAUGCACAGCAAGUCGAUAAUCUUCACGCCGCCUAUCGGGAACAGCAAAUGGCAAAUGAAAUCGAUUCGCAGAAAGAUAAAGAUGAUGAGGAUAGUUUGCGGCUGAAAUAUCAAGCAGAAAUUGAACAACUUAGAGCUCUAUGCGAAAAGGGAUUAGCGGCAAUGGAAGCAUCCCACAAACGCAUCAUACAUGAUUUACAGGAAAAGCACCAGCAUGAAAUCGCAAGGUUGAUCGUAGAAAAGGAGCAAGCUCUAGCCGAAGAAACUCAGGCAACUUUGGCAGCACUAGAUGCAAUGCGGAAAGCACAUCAGAACGAAGUGCAACGCGAAGUGGCUCGUUUCAAGCAGGAAUACUUAAGACAAUUUCAGAAAGGGGGACAACCGCCACUCGCGUAUAAAGAAAAAGAGCAAGAACUUGAGGAAGUUCGACAAGAAAUACUGUCUCUUUCGGAAAAAUAUUCAAUGAAAUGUGUUGAAACUGCAUCAUUGGAAGAAAAGUUAAGAAUCGCAUCUCAACAGCUAAAGUACUCCCAGCAACACAUCCAACAGCUUGAUGUUAGGAAUAAACAAUUACGGGCGCACUUUGUAUCAGGAGAACCCAGUGAAUCCUCUUCAUCGAACAGCUAUUCCUCUAAAGGAAGCCUUGAAGGCGCACAUGAAGAUGUACGCAGUGUUAGAAGCUUCGUGAGCAGACACAACAGCAAUUCGGUUACAAUUCCCGCAGUGGCGGUAACUUCAGCUCUCUGUGCCACCACAUCUAGUUCGGUAACUGCAACAUCUGUCGGCACAGUGAUCGGCAGUACACCUUCCCUGGGCCACUGCAUUGAUAAUCAUCACAAAGAGUACCACACCAUUAACAAUAAGAAAGAGUCACAUCCUAAAUUGAAGCUUUGUGAAGGAGCCAAAUUGAACGUUUCACCAAUCUUCCCUACCUCGACUUCGACGACCGGUAUAAUCGACCCCGUCAACCUAGCGAGCAGCAGUAAUAAUCGAGCCAAAGUUCUGAACUCCAAACAGUUAAACAUGAGUGUUCUAAGCAACGAGUCCACCAGUCCUAGCACCAGCAGCACCCAGCAGCCAUCAUCUCUUAAUUACACUGUUAACUCGACGAGUCCCGCCCACAUAAGUAGCACCAGUAGCAACAAAAGCAGAAUAAGUAACACCAGCAAUAAUAAUAAUAAUGAUACCGAGUGCCUAACCGAACUUAAGCCUACAUUGAAGAUAUGUUCGCCCCCUCCCCUAGACGAGAGGGACGUUGAACAGAUUCAUCGAUUCGAACUGGAAAUCUAAAGUAUUUAACAUCAUUAAAAAAAAUGGAAAAAUCAUAUUCAUCAUCAUUAUUAUUAUUUAAUCACGUAUAAUUGGUUGGAUCAGCUUACAUCAAAAGCCAUAGGCUUAGAAAGCGCACUGCUUUUACCAGUUGCAACAUACCACGAAAGCCCAUUAACCUUCAAACGUGUUAUCUUUUUUUAAGUGUCAUUCUGUACCAUCAGCAAUCAGGAGCUCCCACCAGUUAUUUGUGCACGCAGAAAAAAAUCUGUCAUUGAACGCUUUAUUUUUAUUUAUCAAUCACUGUAAAUUGCUUAGAUUUUAAACUGCGUUUGCAAAAUGAUCUUUCAACUAUUUCUUUUAAACUGUACAGUGUAGUUGCGUUCUGUAAAAAUCAAUAACAUGUAGUAAAAUUCAUCAUAUUAUAAGUAGAAUAUAACGAAAACGAUGAUUCUAAUCCUCAAAGAAUGUUUUUUUUUCGUAAGAGAGCUUGAAACCAUCCUUUAAUGUAAAUUAUCAACGCUAUUUGAAGGAUAACGGAGAACGACAAAAGGAUAGUUUAUUUCGGUGCAUUGCAGAUAAAAGUUAAAUUUGUCGUUUUGAAUAUUUCAAACUAGACGCAGUACUUUUAGGCAGCUAAAAUUUUAAAAUUAUUUUUAUUUUAUCUUUGGGAUUUUCUCUAAUAUGCGGACAAAAUUUACAAAACCUACCAACUGGAUUUUGUUCAAGGGCAAAAUAUUUAUAGU